GCCUCUCUACAGAGAGACACCCGUUGUUCUCAGGUCUGCCCACCUGUUCUCAUCUGAAGCGUCUUCCACUGCAGCUCUCCACGGUUUCUCUUGUCCAACUAUGAGUCUGAGAAACAAGCGCAUCAGUUCCAGCAGCUCUGUGAGGAGCAGUGGGAAGAUGGGAGGCUACGGCUACAGCAGUUUAAGUGGGAUCUCCUUGGGAGCAUCUGCCCCGAGCUUUAGCACCAGCUCUGCCUAUCUGGGGCCACCCAUCGCUAGCGUCUCGGUCAACAAGAGCCUGCUUGCGCCUCUCAACUUGGAGAUCGACCCCAAUAUCCAAAUGGUGCGCACUAAGGAGAAGGAGCAGAUCAAGUCGCUGAACAACCGCUUUGCCACCUUCAUCGACAAGGUGCGCUUCUUGGAGCAGCAGAAUAAGAUGCUGGAGACCAAGUUUGAGCUGCUGCAGGGCCAGACCCCGGGCCGCUCCAACGUUGAGCCCAUGUUUGAUGCUUACAUGGCCAACUUGCGCAGACAGAUGGACGUGGUCAACAAUGACAGGACCAAACUGGACGGAGAGCUGAGGAACAUGCAGGGACUGGUGGAGGACUUCAAACACAAAUAUGAAGAUGAGAUCAACAAAAGGAACAACCUGGAGAACGACUUUGUGAUUCUGAAAAAGGAUGUAGACUCUGCAUAUCUGGUGAAAGCUGAUUUGGAGGACAAAGUUGGUGCCCUGACUGAUGAGAUCAACUUCCUGAGGACCAUCUACGAUGAGGAAUUGCGUGAGCUGCAGGCCAGCAUUAAAGACACAUCCGUCAUUGUGCAAAUGGACAACUCCCGAAACCUCAACAUGGAUCAUAUUGUGGCCGAAGUCAAGGCUCAAUAUGAGGAGAUCGCAGCUAAGAGCCGCGAAGAGGCUGAAUCCUGGUACAAGUCCAAGUUCGAUCAGAUGUCCUCUCAAGCCAUUCAGUACAACGACGAACUGCGAAACACUAAAGGAGAGAUUGCAGAGAUCAACCGCAUGAUCAGCCGUCUGCAGAGCGAGAUCGAGGCCAUUAAAUCACAGCGUGCUAACCUGGAGAACCAGAUAGCGGAGGCCGAGGAUCGUGGCGAGAUGACUGUGAAGGAAGCCAAAGGUCGUAUUAAGGACUUGGAGGAGGCGCUUCAGAGAGCUAAGCAGGACAUGGCUCGCCAGCUCCGCGAGUACCAGGAGCUCAUGAAUGUCAAGUUGGCUCUGGACAUAGAGAUCGCCACCUACAGGAAGCUGCUGGAAGGAGAGGAGGACAGGAUUGGACAGCAGCCAGUUGUGAACAUUCAGGCUGUUUCCAACUACAGUUCCAAAGGGAUGAACGGGUUUCAGCAGAACAGCUCUCCAUCGCCUAAAAUCCUGAUCAAGACUACUGAAACCAGAAACAACACCAGAUUCAGCACUCACUGAUGUGUUAACCAUUACCAGAAAUGCUAAACUAUACCUAUGACAGUUCACAUGAAAUAUAGAAGUAGUUUUCUUUUGACUUUUUAUGGAUCAAUGGGAAGAAUCUGAAAUUAAUUUUCCGAAAGAACAAGGACUUUUAUUGAAUUACUUUAUAUAUUCAAUAUAAAUAUUCACAAAUUAAAUGACUAUAUAAAAUGAAAAUAUAGAAUGAUUUAUUCUAAAAAAAUAUAUUUUUAAAAACGAUAAAGCCUGCACAUGAUUGCUAUACUAACUCUUUAAAAUGCAUUUCUUUUUUUUCUUCAGUCUGAAUUUGAUUAGAUUAUUUGAUUAUUGGAUUUGAUUAUUUACUUAUUAUUUAGGACACAAUGUGUAUGCAACAGCAGUAUAUCUUGUAAACCUGCAACCUGAUACACCAUUUCAACAAACAGAUCUGAUUCAAACAGUUGAAAAAAUGACCUGAA
Carassius carassius (crucian carp) is the source of this 1875-nucleotide messenger RNA. RefSeq names its product keratin, type II cytoskeletal 8-like. NCBI's taxonomy places the organism in Eukaryota, Metazoa, Chordata, Actinopteri, Cypriniformes, Cyprinidae. Gene Ontology annotation, molecular function: structural constituent of skin epidermis. Gene Ontology annotation, biological process: keratinization; intermediate filament organization. The transcript is spliced from 9 exons. The record is from RefSeq and is a predicted model, not a curated record. Gene Ontology annotation, cellular component: keratin filament. The coding region runs from base 101 to 1417 and encodes 438 amino acids.